AUGGCGGAAGAGAAGCAACCGUCUCGCUUCAAGCGGCAGAAGAUGGUCGACGAUCGCGACAACCCGUACUUGGCUCACAUCUACGAGGACGAGCAGCACGACUCCGGCGUCUCGCUCAGCGGCGACUCCAGCACGAAUGGACACUUGAACGGCAGCACAUCAAAUGGCAACGGACCGGCACUGAAGCGACAUGCUACGACCGCAAAGCAAGCAAAGGUCGCUGAAGAUGGACCGACCAACUUCUUCAGUGGUGGUCACCUCUCGGAGCGCUACUUUGGCAUCCUCAAGAAGCGUCGAGACCUUCCCGUGCAUGCGCAGAGGCAGGAGUUCCUCGACAUGUACCAGAAGUCGCAGAUACUCGUCUUUGUGGGUGAGACGGGUUCGGGAAAGACGACGCAGAUCCCACAGUUUGUCCUCUUUGACGACCUGCCGCAGCAGCAGGGCAAGAUGGUCGCUUGUACCCAGCCGAGACGUGUGGCUGCCAUGUCCGUAGCGCAGCGUGUCGCGCAGGAAAUGGACGUUACGUUGGGUGAGGAAGUGGGUUACAGCAUUCGGUUUGAAGAUAUGACCGGCCCGAAGACGAUAUUGAAGUACAUGACGGAUGGAAUGUUAUUACGGGAGGCGAUGAACGAUCACGACCUUACGCGCUACAGCACGAUUAUCCUCGACGAAGCGCACGAACGGACGUUGGCGACGGAUAUUUUGAUGGGAUUGCUCAAGGAAGUGGUCAAGCGCAGACCAGACCUCAAGCUCAUCAUCAUGUCUGCGACAUUGGACGCGCAAAAGUUUCAGAAGUACUUCAUGAACGCGCCGUUACUCGCUGUACCGGGCCGUACGCACCCAGUCGAGAUCUUCUACACGCCAGAGCCGGAACGCGAUUACGUCGAGGCCGCGCUGCGUACGGUUCUUCAGAUCCACGCCACGGAACCAGAAGGAGAUAUUCUUCUCUUCCUGACCGGCGAAGAGGAGAUCGAAGACGCCUGCCGCAAGAUCAACCUCGAAGGAGACGAGAUGGUCCGCGAAGCUGAUGCUGGACCUCUCAAAGUCUACCCUCUCUACGGCACCUUACCUCCAGCCCAACAACAGCGCAUCUUUGACCCUGCUCCACCGCCAUUUAAACCCGGCGGUCGCCCAGGCCGCAAGUGCAUCGUCAGCACCAACAUCGCCGAAACCUCACUAACAAUCGACGGCAUCGUCUACGUCGUCGACCCCGGCUUCAGCAAGCAGAAAGUCUACAACCCUCGCAUCCGCGUGGAAUCUCUCCUCGUCAGCCCAAUCUCCAAAGCCUCCGCCCAGCAGCGCGCCGGUCGUGCGGGCCGUACGCGUCCCGGCAAAUGCUUCCGCCUCUACACCGAAGGCGCCUUCAAGAAAGAGCUAAUCGACCAGUCAUACCCCGAAAUCCUGCGCUCGAACCUCGCUAGUACCGUGCUCGAGCUGAAGAAACUAGGCAUAGACGACCUCGUGCACUUCGACCUGAUGGACCCACCCGCCCCGGAAACCUUAAUGCGCGCACUAGAAGAGCUCAACUACCUCGCCUGUCUCGACGACGAAGGCGAGCUAACCAACAUGGGCAAACUCGCCUCCGAAUUCCCCCUCGACCCCGCGCUGGCAGUGAUGCUAAUUGCCUCCCCCGAAUUCUACUGCAGCAACGAAAUCCUCUCCCUCACCGCCCUGCUAAGCGUGCCCCAACUCUUCGUCCGCCCGGCCUCCGCCCGCAAGCGCGCCGACGAAAUGAAAGACCUCUUCGCCCACGCCGACGGCGACCACCUCACCAUGCUCAACGUCUACCACGCCUUCAAAGCCCCGUCCGCGCAGGAAAACGCGAAACAAUGGUGUCACGACCACUUCCUCUCCUUCCGCGCGCUACAACAGGCCGACAACGUGCGUCUGCAACUCAAACGCAUCAUGGAACGCUCCGAGAUCGAACUCGUCUCCACCCCCUUCACCGACAAGAAGUACUACGAGAACAUCCGUCGCGCGCUGGUGGCGGGGUUCUUCAUGCAAGUCGCCAAGAAGGAUUCUUCCAACAAGACGUACACGACUGUGAAGGAUAAUCAGAGUGUCCUCCUGCAUCCGUCGACGGUGUUGGGGCAGGAUAGCGAGUGGGUCGUUUACAACGAGUUUGUGUUGACGAGUAAGAAUUACAUUCGUACGGUUACGGGGGUGAAGCCGGAGUGGUUGUUGGAGAUUGCGCCGCAGUAUUAUGAUUUGGAGGGGUUUAGUAAGGGUGAUAUUAAGACGAGUUUGUUGAGGGUGCAGCAGAAGGUGCAGAGGAGGGCGCAGAUCAAUGGUGGGAGGUAG
This is a messenger RNA of Baudoinia panamericana UAMH 10762, 2301 nucleotides long. RefSeq lists its product as uncharacterized. NCBI's taxonomy places the organism in Eukaryota, Fungi, Ascomycota, Dothideomycetes, Mycosphaerellales, Teratosphaeriaceae. Gene Ontology annotation, cellular component: intracellular anatomical structure; spliceosomal complex. Gene Ontology annotation, molecular function: RNA binding; ATP binding; RNA helicase activity. The record is from RefSeq and is a predicted model, not a curated record. The coding region runs from base 1 to 2301 and encodes 766 amino acids. The transcript has a single exon.